Messenger RNA from Owenia fusiformis, 7796 nucleotides. Lineage: Eukaryota; Metazoa; Annelida; Polychaeta; Sabellida; Oweniidae. The record is from the annotation of a GenBank genome assembly.
GCGAUAAUAGGAACAAAAUGGACGUGGCGGAAGAAGAAAAUGUCCAGGAGAACAUUUUAUACGAUUUACCCAUACUCGUCGAGUGGCAACAAGAACCAGAGCAAAGUGCUCAGAGUCAUGGAAGAGAGAGAAUACCUAAAGGGGUUAGAGCAAAGACUUGGGCAUUUAUCAAUGCUGUGUCAGGUCCUCUGAAGGCGAGACUUCCCUCACUACCUGAUGACACUCUGGUACAUCUCACCAACAACCUCAUACAAUGGCAGUUUGCCGUCAGCCACACAGGCAGAGAGGUGGCUGUCUUACAGAAUCAGGCUAUUGAGAUAAGAUCCUCAAGAGAUGAGUUCAACAGUGUUUUAGGACGCUGUAGUCUGCCCAGGGAUCCUAGGCCACAGUGGAGGAAGGUCGUCUGGAGCCCCCAGGAUGACAUCAUAGCAUAUGCUAACAGUUAUGGAGAAGUUACACUCUUUGACCUGAUGGGAAGUAAGCUGAUGGUCAUCCCUGGGAAUGUAGUAAAAGGGGAUGUAUCCAUUGAUAUAGACCUAAGUAGAUCAAUUGCAUCAUUGAUCUUCACAGAUUAUCAGCCAACAACAGACUGGGCUGCUGAAUUGCUGGUCAUUACAUACAGAGGGAAACUGGUCAAGUACAAGAUAAGCAAUGAUGGAGAUUUUAAAAAAGAGCACACUUUCCAUUUUGGUACACACUAUCCUAGGGGUAUCAACUGCGCCAUCUUUCAUCCACUUCACAAACUAAUCAUUGUUGGAAGCUGCACAGAGGAGUCUAACUCUGCCAUGGAGGUAGCAAGUGCAUCAAAACUUGGGCUCACUGCUUGGAGAGUGCUUUCAGACUCCCCACAUUAUAAAUUGGUCACUGAUGAGGAUGCACUUGGAAAGAGACAAGGAGUAUUAUGGAAUCGACUCAAAUCCAGAGUGAGGCUGAAUUUCCGCGUGGCAGCCCAAGAUGGCGUCUUCAGGAUGAGUCUGUCACCAAAUGGGAAAAUUCUUGCCGUGAUUCAUACAUUUGGGAGAUUCUCACUCUGGGAUGUCCCGUCUUUGAGGUUGCGGAAAACUUGGGAGCAGGCAGACCAACCAGAUGCCCUGGAUGUAAAUCCUUGUCUUGCAGAAAACCCAUCCAAGCAAAAAUUUCUCAAAGACUUAGCUCAAUGCUUUAACCUUGUUGAUGUGGGAUGGUGGUCUGAUAAUUCUCUCAUCUUUGCUCGUUGUUCUGGAGCCAUCAGUGUGGCCUCUAUAGAGACAUUGAACAACAUCCUGGGCACAUCGCCAGAAUGGUUUGAACCAGGUCCACAAAUAUCUAUGGCCCAUGAUAACAACUUUCUCAGCCUAGAGUGUGAAUCAAAACUGGCAGUAAAACGUACCUUAUCAGAAGCUCAUGAUGACGACUAUCAAGAUAGUGAUGAUGAGGAUGCCACCUAUUGGUCAAAAACCUCACACUAUGUGAAAUCUGCACUCUACUAUGUGACUGACAGUGACAGGUUUCAGCCCCCAAGGAAACGUCCCAAGAUCAUUACCAAGACAUAUCGUUUGUUGAGUCUCAAGUCCACCACACCAGAGGAACUUUACAGCAGGAAGAUCAAGAAUGAGGAGUAUGGAGAAGCUUUAAUGUUGGCAAAGGCCUACAAACUGGACAGUGAUCUGGUGUACCAACAACAAUGGCGCAAAGCUCCAGUCAGCGUAGCGUCUAUACAUGACUAUCUACGCAAGAUUAGUAAAAGGUCAUGGGUAUUACACGAGUGUCUGGAACGAGUGCCCAAUGACAUUGACGCCAUGAGAGAGAUGUUGAAGUAUGGUCUUCUCGGGACAGAUCUGGAAACACUUAUUGCUGUAGGCAAAGGGAAAGAUGGUGGAAAGUUUCUAGUAAGCAACAAACAUGACCCUGGUCUUGAGGAAGACUUGGAACACUUGGAUAACUCCAUUGAUGAACAGCAUGCCAGACUUAAGAGAGAGAAAGAGAGAGAAACCAAACUACUUGAGUCCAUAGACUCUAACAAACUUACUCUUGAGCAGAUCCAGUUAGUCCAAUCCAGACAUAAACUUCUUCAAUACUUAGACAGACUAGCCACAUAUGAGGAGAUUCUUGGAGGCAUUCAUGCUGCAGAGGAACAUUUUGAUCCUAAAUUCUUCGAGAAAUUCAGGGCUGCAAACAUCAUUGAGUCAGCUGUGGAUUAUGCAAGGGCUAGUGAUUGGCAGUCAUUGGAUUGUCUAUUUACCUAUCAUUCUGAAGACCUACUGGAACAUUGGCUGGCUAUACUCUCCAACUUCCCUGAGACAAUGUCCCCCUUAGAGUACAGGGCAUUGCUGCCGGAAAUAAGUAUAGAGACAGGUGAAGUGAUCCCCUGGUCAUGUGAGAGUUGGAGAGAGAUGGACUGGUGUGAAACACAAUCAUUUAGGAAAGCAGUUGAUCCAAACCCAACAGACAAAGGUAUAUUUCUCUAUGAGAAGGACACAGACCAUAUUGCAUUCCGUACAGAGAAGCUCCCAGAGAGCCUUAUAGCCGACUGGUACAGACUCAGAGCAUGUGAAAUGGAGAAAUAUGGAGGACAGUUACAUCAUGCCCUGGAGUUGGUGGAGCUUGCCAGGGAGAGAAAUGUACAGGGUCUUGAGCUCCUGACAGAUGACCUAACCUCAAUGGAAGUGCUGGUGUAUGACUGUGGAGAAGAAGAGGCUGUUACGUUUGAGAGUUUCUCAGCUAUGACCAACUUGGAGAAGUUACAGCUCAUCAUGUCUAGUUCAUCUGAUGAAAUGUACCUAAAGAACAUCCAGAGAUGGAUGGUUCCCUUCUUGAAGAGAUGUGACAAGCAAACACCUGGUGACUACAACACCAUUCUCAAACAAUUCCUAUUGGAUAUGGCUAUAGAAGACCUAGAACACUGCUCAAAGGUGUUUGAAUGUUCAAAACCAGAUUACCCCAACCCAGUGAUCAAUGAAGAGGAAUCUCUCAUGCAGCUUGCUUUGGAUUGUAUAUACUCCUGUGAGAGUGAGGACCAGUUGACUCAUGCAUUUGCUAUCAUAGAAUGCCUGCCACAUAGGAGUUACGGAGUCGUUACAGAAAAGUCCACUGCCCUGCAUAAUCAGGUUGAUGACUUGGAGAGACACUUAAGUGUUGCUGAGAUACUGGAAACACAUGGACUUCCUAAGACUGUCAGUUAUGUAAGAGAUACGUGUCAAGAUAAAGAGGAAACUGUAAGACUCAUGAGGAAGCUUACUGCGGCUGCAGGACGCAAGGUACCAACAUUAUCACAUGAACAGUGGCGCCAGCUAUUGAUUGACAUGUAUGACAUCCAGACAAAAGUUUACAACAAGACCAAACCAAAGCAGUGCCAGAUGAUCCUUACUGAGACAUUAUUGUGUUCUGGUCGCCAUGACAACAUAAAACUAGCAGGAGAAAUGAUGAAUUGUUCCCCUGACGACACCAGAGAUGACAAAGUACCAUAUAAGGAAGCAAUGGACCUUGUUAUCAUGGCAGCCCAGCAAUACUUCAAUUCCUCAGCCAACAUCAUGGAUCCGGGGAUGGAUUUAGCUAGAGCAAGUCUGCAACUAAUAAAGGGCACAUCAGCAACAAUCCAAGCAGAAUAUGAUUUAAUAGCAUCCUUGUCUCUUCUUGAUGACUUUGGAGUCACAAUUCUACCCCUGCAAGUACGUUUGAAUAAGAAGAGAAUAGAGCUGGUUCAGCAGUCUAUUGACAAGAGGCCUAGGGCAUAUAAAAAAUCCCACAAGCUCCUGAAGUUGUCUCAUCUGCUGCGAGUUGGUGGGGAGAAAAAGAAAUCUGAGGGUAGCGUGUUGAAGCUGAUUGCUAGAGCUGCAUUAGACGACAAGGACUAUAAAACUGCAUAUGAUACAUGUGUAAUGCUAAUGCAAGAUGGAUUUGCUCCAAUAUGGGAGGAGUGCAAGGCCCUAGCUGAGACUGAUGACUUCAAAGACAUUCGAGCCAAGGCUGAUAUGUUGUUCUUUGCUGUAACUCACUGUAGCUCUGACAUGAUAGAACCAAUCUUACAUGCAAAACAUCUGCUUGAUUGCCAGAUAUUAUGGGAAACUGUUCAAAAAUCCAGUUCGCCAAUUGGCCCCAAGCCAAACACCCCAAGAAACACUAAAGGGGAUUCCCCUUCAGAUCACACAUCAAUAGAGGGACUUUCCAGAGAUGGAACUCCCAAUGAAGGUUCCUCCAAAGAAAGCUCACCUAAAGAUGGAGACAUUGAAGACAAGAAAGGGUUUCCUCUAAAAUGGGUGCUACAACAAACCAAGGACAUACUAACAUCUACAUCAGGGACAAAAGCGGCAUUAACAUCUAUAAAAGACAGUAAAGUAUGGAAAGAUACGUUGAAUAUUUUCCACCCUGAAAAGUGGAAAUCUUCCAAACCUGGCAACAAGAACGCCAAAAAUAACCCAAUGGUAAAGCAGGGGUGUCACCCAUUCUAUAGCAGCAUUAUAGAUGAUAAUUUUAUAAAUGAGGAUGCCCUCUCUUACUGUAACUACACUAUGUCAGAUGUUGACCGAGGGCAGAAGUUGAAUGAGUCAUUAGUUUGUCUUGCCAAGCUUGAAGAAACUCUCACAGAAGGUGGAUCCUUCGAACAGACAGACAAUGUGUUCCUCCAGCUAGGGGAGAGUACCUUGUGUGAAGAUACAGCCCUUGGACUAUCUUAUCUACUAGCCCUUGCUCAGCCCGAAUCUAGUCAAAGUCUUCUCACAGGCUACAAAACCACUGGGAAGGCACUUCACUCUGCACUGUACUACCACCAGCUCCUUGUUGUAUAUACAUUACUCUACCAAAAUGACAAUACAUUUGGAAAUUAUAACACAUUAGGCAAUUGCAAUACAUUAUCAGGAAAGGAUAAAGACAUUGACAGCUUAAAUGCUAUGGAUAUCAGUGAAUACAUCGAUGCCAACCACGGGAGUCUCCCUGAGGAGGAUGCUGAACUGAUGGCUCAUUUGAAGGAGUUUGAGAGGUUACUAGGAGACUACAGUCAAGCUAUAAUAUUGCAUAAGCUUGGGAAAGGUGUGGAUGUCUCAAGAUUUACUCAUGACAUGGAAUAUAAGCGGCAGACAAUAAUUGGAUUAACCAUGAGCCUUGAACAGGAGGUAUAUAAUGUUGCGCUUACCUUGGCUGCAAGAUACCAAGUCCCCAUGUGGGACUUCUAUAUGGGGCAUGUAGAGUUCUUAUUCACGGAUAGCGGAUGUACAACUGAAGAAAUAGAUGAACGGAUACAAUCAUUGAACAUUAUGGAUACAUUAAAAUCAAAACCAGCUGAAUUUGCUCAAUUCAUGCAGACAAAUGUAUUCCCAUUCUUAGAGGGGACAGAUUACAAGCGCUUGCUGUGUUACUACACUCUACUAGAGGGCUGUACAUUGGAGGGUCUCGCUCCUGAACUACACAUUAGGAUACUUAAGAAAAUAAGAGCAGCCAUUGCAGCUGAUGUAGUCCUUUAUAAUAGAAAAACAGGAUUAAAUUACAAAAAGUUAAUAGAUGGCAGUGCUGAUCCUCUAGAUGUGAUAUCUCCGCUGCUUACUGGAAGUAACGUUCACGUCAUGGCAAAGUUAGCAAAGAAUAUUCCAAAUCAGCAUGGUGGCUACCUAGAGGGGAGUUCAGUGUUUGCUACUUGGGCCAUAAAGUUGUUCUGGAGUGGAGAUCAAGGCAGUAAGGAACAACCCAACACUCAGGCUGAAUGGACAGCAAGGUUUGAAGGCUGCAAAGAAUUCUUAAAGAAGCUGCAACCUGGAGACCUCCUGCAUUUUGUCAACUCUACUGUCUUUCAAGAAAAAUCUUUGCAAGUCCCCCUAGAAUGCAGACAGCAGGUAAUGAAGAGAUGUCUCAUGCAUUGCCAGACUGAGAAAUCAGACAAGAAGAAAAAGGACAAGGAGAGGCCAACUGUACCAUGGGAAGAUGUCAUCGAACAGUUAGGUAUUUAUGAGCGCCAUCUAUUGAGUUAUGAGGAGAGGGAGAUACAAGAUAUAACAAACAAUGCAGACUGGAGACAAUAUGCAGCCAUGUACUAUACAUCCAGGGCACAAGUGGAAAAUAUCCAAGAACUUUGCCAAAAAAUUAUCUUAGAAGGAAGUCCCCUUGACCUAGUAGACACAAUUCUGAAUGUCUCUGGUUCUGAGUGGACUCUUCAUUCAGCUCUAGAAAGUGCCAUAGAUGUUAUCAUAAGGGGUCUUCAUGACUUGGCAGUUGCUGGAGAUGGUCUCACCUCAUCAGUUCAGCAACUCACUGAUGUUAUGAAAAAUAUUAAAUCAUGGACAGAGAAAAGUGAUGUGGUAUGUGCAGAUGACAUAGUGCAACAGCUAACCAGGGUCUAUGAGGAUGAAGAUAUCCCCCUAGAAACAAGAUUACAUGUGCUCCAGCUGCUGCAACAGAACUUCCACCUUGCGAGUGAUGAGCUGUUACUUUUGGUCCAACACCAAUCUGAUGUCAUUGUUGCUUCCACAUGGCCAAAUAUUAAGGUGUCUAAAGAAAGCAUCAGUAGUGUUGAAUCCAGGAAAGAUCUACUGAGUAGUUUACUACAGAAAAGUGAUAACCUUGAACACUUCCAUGCUCUUGCCAAUAUACUGAAGACCUGGGGAAUGCUCGAGAAACAUCUCAACAAAUGUGAUCAGAGUGAGAAGCAUCCAUUGUGUCAGCUCAUACAACACUUUCUGGCUUUAGAACAACAACUAAAGGGUCUUGGGGCAGCUAUUGUUCAAGUUAUAAUAGACAUCAAUAAAUCUGAUGUGCCCUUGGACACUGAGGUCAUGGCUCAUGUAUGUGGUGUUCUACAAAAGCAAGGAUAUGCUGUGGAGGUAGUCCAGGCCAUUGUGAUGUCACAAUUCUCUGCCUUAUAUGACACUGCUGUUGACACUAUCAAUCAACUAGACCAGAUGGCAGCAGAGGAUGACUUAACAGAACUGCUAUUGACAGAGAACCUAGCAACAAAAUGUACAAGUUCUGUUUACUACUCUCAUAUCACAGAAUAUUUGAUGAACAAUUUACCAGAAACAAAACCCAGAUUGGACACAUUUAUAUCCCAGCUGUAUCAUAGUGGGAACACUAUCCUUGCAGGGUCAUUAAAAUUACAACAAGUCACCUUCCAUACUGGGUUACUGACUUUCACUAGUGCAAUCAAAAUGAAACAAUUAGAUAAAUAACAGCAGGAUAUGUAAUAGCCUCAAGAUAAUGUGUCUAAAAUUGUAAUUGUAAUUUUAAGCAUAAUGAAAUGAAUGGUUAUUUCACAUAUGCUAAGACGGAAAUUUGACACUGCUGUGAAGCCCUUCUAUUGAAAAUUAUAGACUAGAUAGUAAAAUGGUGAAUAUGGUUAUAACUUUGAAUCUUUUUGAGAACUUGUUAUAAGAAGUACUGGAUUUCAAAUUGUUUAUUUGUGAAAAAUGUGAGUUCAUACUUCUGUAGUGUUACACUAAGUACAGGUGAAACUAUACUACAUGUAAGUGUACAUGUAUGGAUAAUACAUAGGAUCAAAUAUUACCACCAGUUCCCACUGUUUCAGAAGAAAUUAAUUUCAAUUUGUUUUAGACUUUAUGAAUUUAAAAACAUAAUAUAUUUUGUCUUUUCAAUAAUUUAUUUAUUAUUACAAUAAUAUGUUAUAAUAUUUAUCAAUAAAAUAAUGACAUACAAAAAUACAAUAGAUAUCACAAUAUUGUUUUUUUCAAUAGAUCAAUUGAUAUAGCAGAUAUUUUCAAUAUCAUUAAAUAACAGCACAUCUCUGAUACAGGGUGGUCCAAAAGAGUGACCUGCAAAAAGGGUCACAUUUCCCUUAUUACCUGCAGGAAAUAGCAUGUUGCAGCAGUUCACAUUUU